Aspergillus alliaceus is the source of this 1714-nucleotide messenger RNA. RefSeq names its product cytochrome P450. Gene Ontology annotation, molecular function: iron ion binding; heme binding; oxidoreductase activity, acting on paired donors, with incorporation or reduction of molecular oxygen. The transcript has 2 exons. Lineage: Eukaryota; Fungi; Ascomycota; Eurotiomycetes; Eurotiales; Aspergillaceae. The record is from RefSeq and is a predicted model, not a curated record. The coding region runs from base 227 to 1711 and encodes 494 amino acids.
GCAGUAUAGCUGAACAACUCGGAGCCAAAAAUCAGACCAUCCGUUACCGGCCUUUCAUCUCUCCAAGAUCAGCAAAGUAAUUCGUCCGAACAUCUUCCUAGCGAUAAUUUGCUAGAGACGCUGUCAAAGCUGAACUCAAAUAUCAACUCGAAAACGUAUUAAAGCGAACCGGCACAUCCAUCCCCUCGUAUCUCAAGUUAACUUUUACGUCCUUCGUCUUCCCAAGAUGAUCUCAACAACAACCCUUGUAGGGGGCGUCGUUGGCGUUUAUCUCCUUUUAUCUCUGAGCCGGACCAUCUACAACCUUUUCUUUCACCCUCUCGCCUACCUUCCCGGUCCCAAGUUAUGGGUCGCAUUUCCGGUCUUCAGGCAGGUCAGUAGCAUUCGAGGUAUUUUCGAUGCUCGAAUGAAAGAAUUCCAUCAGGUCUACGGCGACGUAGUUCGAUUUGGACCUAAUGAAGUCUCCUUUAUCACGGAGAAAGCCUGGAGGGAUAUCUAUGACCACCGGCCCAACCAGCUGGAGCGAUUCAUUCUUUCGACGACACGCCGGCCGGAUAUCUUCGAUGCGGAUGAAGUCAACCAUGCUCGCUACCGCAAGGCGCUCAACCCUGCCUUCUCCCUAAAGGGCCUCCAGGACCAAGAGCCAGUUGUCAAGGGAUAUAUUGAUCAAUUCAUUAGCCGGCUAAAAGAUGAAGCAAAGACCGGGGCUCCGACCGACAUGGUCAAGUGGUACAACUUUACGACGUUCGACAUUAUCGGUGACCUUGCGUUUGGUGAAUCCUUUGGUGGACUGCGCAACAAAGAAUACCAUUUCACGAUUUCGUUCACAUUCGAAGCGUUCAAGCUGCUGUCGUAUUUGGAAGCGGGCGCGGCCUAUCCUCUGUUACUCAAGUUGCUUAUGCUAUUCACACCGAAGUCUCUCGUGGAGGCCCGCGACCGGAAGGAGGAGCAUGCAAGGGUUACUGUCAAUAAGAGGCUUAACAACAAAGCUUUGCACGGACGUGGUGACUUCAUGGAUGCGAUGUUGCGGAACCGUGGCGAAAAGCAGGGUCUGACCGACCCAGAGCUCGUGGCGAACGCUAGUACCUUGAUCACUGCAGGCAGUGAGACGACUGCUACCGUCCUUUCCGGCAUCACAUACUUCCUGCUGAGGAACCCAGAGAAGCUCAAGAAGGUGACCGACGAGGUUCGCUCUACCUUUAACUCUGAGGAUGACAUUGUCUUCAUCACAGCCAGCUCUCGCCUUCCUUAUAUGAUUGCUUGCUUCCAGGAAGCAUUGAGACUGUAUCCGCCAGUGCCUACUGGAAUGCCGCGUGUAACACCAGAGGCCGGAUUGACCGAGAUUUCAGGACACAAUAUCCCCCCUAAUACAAAGGUCUCUGUCCAUCAGCUGGCCGCAUACUAUCACCCGAAAAACUUCAAUCAACCCGAAAAAUACAUCCCCGAGCGCUGGCUCCCCGAGGCUAAGACCGACCCAUCCUCCCCUUACUACAACGAUGCCCGCGAGGUACUGCAGCCGUUCAAUGUCGGACCUCGUAACUGCAUCGGUCGCAACCUGGCGUACAGCGAGAUGCGCGUCAUGCUUGCACGUGUUCUGUGGAACUUCGAUCUGGAACUGAGCCCAGCCAGCGAGAAUUGGAAUCAGCAGAAGAGUCAUUUUCUUUGGGAGAAGUCUGGUUUAAUGUGUGUGUUGAAGGAUCGUUUCAAGUGAGUC